GGGUUUCUUUCGUUGUUGUGUGUAAUCGAAGGAACACUGUGUCUGGCCUUUUUGCAAGCAGUUCCUUUCUCGUUAGUUUCAUGGACGCCACGAGCCAUUUUUUGCGCUGCCACUAAUAACGCACGUUUUGCCGACGCUAUUUUGUAAUACCAACGUGCGUGUAGUUCACAUGUUACAAAAACUGGUUAAACGUACACACGUGAUAUUUUCUUGUUGUUUGUGUUAAUUGAAAUUCGUGACGCCAAAACUUGAAUGCUGCAAAACUUAGACUGGUACUUUGUAAGCGAAUGUAUGAACAAAUUAUAAUGUGCUAAUUAGCAGUUUCCCCUUUCAAUCGGCAAAAAAAAAAGAAAUUUUAUGAACAGAAAAGAAAUGAAAAUCGCAACAGAAUUAAUUGUGACAUAUAUUUAAGUUGUUUUGACAGUGCAAACAAAGUGUUUCAUUAACUUUUUAUAUGUGCGGCUUGUCCAACGAAAUUCCUUCCGCAUCAAUGACUAUGAUACGUUGCAGUAGCCCCGCCAUGUCCGAGAUAUCGGUGGGUUCCCCCAGUCCACCGCCGCCCAGACACCGAACGUCUCUAACGCCAGUCAUUGCAAAAGCUUCCUCUCAGAAUUGUAUCCCUCCGGCGAAAAGACAAAAGACGCCUAUGAACCAUCUCCAACAUGCGGAUUUUGUCCAGCCUUUGCCUCAAAGACGAAAAUCCAGCCAUGAACGAGUUAAAAGCUUUUCCAUUGCCGAUAUUUUGGGCAAAAAAGAAGAGAAAACAGAUCCUAAGAAUAUCAAUGCUUCACCUCCACCACCCGUUACCAUUCGACCACGAGUGGUGGGCCCAACCAUGUCCGGUAAUAUUCCAAUAACUCAUACAUUACCAAUGCCUGAAGUAUGUGCUUCAACGGCUCCUUUGCUUAUGCUCGAUUUGCCCUCAAUGCACAAGCUCAUGCCCACUUCAUGGGGUGAUCCUGUCCGUUUGGGGGCCAUUGCUCUUCCAAAUGCAACUUCACCACACCUGACACUGCAACCGUUAAUACCACCAACCCUUCUACACUAUGAGCAACGUCUGGCUUGGGACUAUCAUCGGCAAUUGCAAGAGCAUUUUCACGCCCAGGCCCAGUUGCUGCGUCAAAUGAGCAUGGACCCAAAUAUAAUACCCUCAGAAGAUGGCUCCGAACGAGGAGGAUCUCGCGAUUCCAGUUCUGGUGGCAGUCAAUGUUGUUCCCCGGAGGUCAAUGUGGCCAGCGAGGAUGAUGAUGCCGAUGAGGAUGAAGAUGUGACAGAAAGAAGUGAUCGCAAAUGUCAGUCAUCAUUAGAGCGAUUAUCGGCCAGCGAAACUGAAGAAGGUACAAGGAGUAGCGGAAAUAAGAGUUCGAAAAAUCCCAAUGAUACUCCUUUAGAUGCUCUGUUCCAAUUAUCAACCAAAAACUUUGACGAAGACCAAGAUCCUGCCACCUUAAGCAUAUUUGCCACACGCCCAAAUCCCAAGAAGAAAAGAAAAAGUCGUACUGCCUUUACUAAUCAUCAGAUUUUUGAACUGGAGAAACGGUUUCUAUACCAAAAAUAUCUUUCGCCAGCUGACCGUGAUGAAAUUGCUGCCGGUUUGGGUCUCUCAAAUGCACAGGUGAUCACUUGGUUUCAAAACAGACGUGCCAAACUCAAGCGGGACAUGGAGGAACUCAAAAAGGAUGUUGAAAGUGUGAAACAAUUACCCGACCAGUCAGCCGACAUCACCAGCAGCCCCACCAACACCAUACGGAAGUCAUCCAUUCAGCACCGCCUGCACAUGGCAACCUUGGUACAUCAGCAGGAUCAACAUCAGCAGCGACCACAGAACCUUCAGCGACACUGCAGCAACAGCACAGUACCAUUCCAAUCCGCCUUCCUCUCCCCCAUCCAGCACACUACCACACAACUGUCAACACGUGCGAUGAAAUCGGAGAAGCUCUACAGCCCAACAUUACCACAAACACCAGCAGCAGCCCCCAUGAUGACAGCGACGCGGAACAGCCCCAAGUCAGAGUCAUACCACAGCAACAACAGUCACCACAUCAAAUCCCCCCACGCAACUUGCAAAUCAACAAUAGUCGAGGCUAAAAAGGAUAUCAAAUUAUUGAAAUUAUGUACUCUCCUACAUUAUAGUCGGCAGGAAAAGAGUCCCAAUUUAGAGAAAUUCUGAAUUAUGAUUCCCCAACCGAAAUUAGCUUCAUUUGAAAUUCUCAAAUGAUGGUAAAAAUUACUAUGAGAAAAGUAUUUGAAUACGAAAAGCCUAGCAAAGAUUUCCAGAAUGUAUGGGUUAUUCCAUAGCAAAAUGUAACGUUAGAGGAAUGGAAUCCCAACCGAAAUUAGCUUCAUUUGAAAUUCUCAAAUGAUGGUAAAAAUUACUAUGAGAAAAGUAUUUGAAUACGAAAAGCCUAGCAAAGAUUUCCAGAAUGUAUGGGUUAUUCCAUAGCAAAAUGUAACGUUAGAGGAAUGGAAUCCCAAAAAAGUUACCAAUUUUGACAUAGCAGUUUGUCUGCACAAAAGUCUCUUGUUUGGGCAUAUUUAAAAACAGUUGAAACUCUCUAUAACCAACUAUUCUUUGACGAAUUGUUCUCCAUAACGAAUAAAAUUGAAGACAAAACUUUUUGCCAGCCAUUUUUACCUACUUGAACCUCCCUAUAACGAACUUCUCUAAAACGAAUAUUUCUCAGCAACGAUAUUUUCUAGUGCGCAAGUUCGCUCUAUAACGAAUUUAUGAAAAACUGUUUUUUUUCUAUUGAAACUCGCCCAAAAAGUGAAUCGAAACAAGCCAUUCAGUGUUGUUCAUCAACCCACUUGCAGACAGCCACAAAUAAAAAUUUCUAUAAAAUACUCGUAAACACCAAGCAAUGCUUUUUGUUUGCUUUGUGUGUCGAAAAACAUACAAAACAGUGAUGUGUGAGUAAUACUACAGUGUAAAUGAACUGACAGAAAAAUUGCAAACAAACCAGAAAAAAUAUCACUCGUAAAUAAGUUGUUUCAUGAUCGGCCGAGGGACAAGAAAAUGGCAAAACGUUAAGGUGUAUCUAUUGAAGAAUAGGGCUGUAUAGUAUACAAAGUUGGUGAAGGCCCUAAGAAAAUGAAAAAUGUGACCUAACAAUUCGUCUACUGCACUCUAAAGUAAAAGCCUAGCAGGCAGUUCGGCCGGAUUCUGCUAAAAUAUCGGAGUUAUAGACCGAAUUAGACCGUACUUGCCGCAGUUGUUAACAGUCAUACCAGAACACUAUAAACAAAAUUUCAGCCAAAUCGGAAAAAAUCGCGACUUGUAAGGUCUCAAGAAGUCAAAUCGGGAGAUCGGUUUUUAUGGGAGCUAUAUCAUGUUCUUGACCGAUUUGAACCGUACUUAGGCAGUCAUAACAGAAUACCAUGUACAAAAUUUCACCCAAAUCGGAUGAAAAUUGCUGCUUCCAGGGGCACAAGAGGACAAAUCGAGAUAUCGGUUUAUAUGGGAUCAAUAUCAGUUUAUACACAGAUUGUAGGAAGUCAAAAUAGAACACUAUGACUUCCAGGGGUUUAUAUGGGAGCUAUAUCCAAAUGGCCCAUUUGCAAUCCCCAACAACCUACAUCAAUAUAAAGUAUCUGUGCAAAAUUUCAAGCGGCUAGCUCAACGCGUUCGACCGCUAUCGUGAUUUCGACAGACGGACGGACGGAUAUGGCUAGUCCGAAUCAGAAUUUCGAGACGAUCAAGAAUAUAUAUACUUUUUGGGUUCCUAGAUCAAUAUUUCGAGGUGUUACAAACGAUAUGACUUGAUUGGUAUACCCCCAUCCUAUGUUGGUGGGUAUAAAAACGGAAACGUCAUCUGUACCCAGUACAUUUUUGAAUGCCUGAGUAUUCAUGUACUCAUGUUUGAUUGUUUAUUUUUGCACAUAGGUCACAUUAAACCUAAAUUAUGUCAGUUUCUCUAUAAUUUAGUAUUUCGUCGGUCCCCAACUGCAACUUUAUAGAGAAGUUUGACUAUUCUAUGUGCCAAAUGUCAUGCAAUUCAAAUAUUUUGUAUUAUAAUGGAAAGAUUAAUGACAAUUACAUAUGUGUGAAACAAAAUACCUGACAAAUAAGCACCACCGCUUGGGUGGGAUAAUUUUAACCGAUAGUCCAUAUUUUAAAUGAUUACGAAAAAUAUUUGGAAUUCAAUGUGGUUAAAGACGAUUUAAUUUGGCUAAAAUAGCAGAGCGAAAUGUUUGCUAAGACAACAGUCCCAAUGCUUGCAAAUAAAGCAGUCAUAUCUGCUACCCCUUUUUCUGCGGGCACAUAUUGCUUCAGCUAACCUUAGGUUAGGUUGAAAAGAAGGUGCGAAUAUGCAUCUGCCCCUUUCUACUAUGGACAUACACCUUAGCCAAUAAUCGGUUUGUUGUGCGCUUAGUUAGCAUGUCCGCCUACGCAGCUGAACGCCCGGGUUCGAAUCCUGGCGAGACUAUCAGAAAAAACUUUGUUCAGGGGUGAGCUUUUGUGAGCUACUAUGCCAUGAAAAAACUUCUCUCCAAAGAGGUGUCGCACUGCGGCACGCUGUUCGGACUCGGCUAUAAAAAGGAGGCCCCUUAUCAUUGACUUUAACUUGAAUUGGACUGCAAUCAUUGAUAUAUGAGAAGUUAGCCCCUGUUUUUUAGUGGAGUGUUCAUGGGAAAAAUUUGCAAUUUUAUCGACUGUUUCGCUGUUCCAUAGUGUUACAUGAGCCCGCGCUCUUAAAUCGGACUGCGUCGACCCGAAAGGCUUCGGGUUAACCAAGCUAUGGCCCGGCACCCAAACGAGAACAAGAUCAUUUGAAAAGAUUUUCCUUAAUGGACACGUAGAGAUUUGUGAGACAUUCACCCAUAAAAAACAUCUCCGCAAAGAAUUUCGCUUUGCAUCUCCCGUUCGAAGUCGAAUAUAAAUACAUAUAUAUAAAUUGGAGAAGAGUUCUCGUUGUUCUCUAAUGGAAUGCCUUUUAGGAAAUUGUAAAUAUCUAUUUAUGAACUUGGAUGGAUGUGAGAUUUCGACACACGGACAGACAGGGAAAGGUCUACUUAAAAUGGCAAGACCAUCAGAAGUAUUUGGGAGUUGCCUCCACAAUCUAACGCGCAUAACUUGAGCUAAAACGCGUUAGAUUGUGGAUAUAUACAUAUAUAUUUACCUCAUAGUAAUUAGAAUUUCGUCAUUAUCACAUUGUUGUAAAGAUAUUGAAUUCACACACAAGCAUCUAU
Stomoxys calcitrans (stable fly) is the source of this 5190-nucleotide messenger RNA. Its product is annotated as homeobox protein B-H1. Gene Ontology annotation, molecular function: DNA binding; DNA-binding transcription factor activity, RNA polymerase II-specific. NCBI's taxonomy places the organism in Eukaryota, Metazoa, Arthropoda, Insecta, Diptera, Muscidae. The coding region runs from base 455 to 2170 and encodes 571 amino acids. Gene Ontology annotation, biological process: regulation of DNA-templated transcription. The record is from RefSeq and is a predicted model, not a curated record. The transcript has 4 exons.